Conger conger (European conger) is the source of this 1579-nucleotide messenger RNA. RefSeq names its product claudin-4-like. Gene Ontology annotation, biological process: bicellular tight junction assembly; cell adhesion. Lineage: Eukaryota; Metazoa; Chordata; Actinopteri; Anguilliformes; Congridae. The record is from RefSeq and is a predicted model, not a curated record. Gene Ontology annotation, molecular function: structural molecule activity. The coding region runs from base 89 to 1204 and encodes 371 amino acids. The transcript has 2 exons. Gene Ontology annotation, cellular component: bicellular tight junction; plasma membrane.
UAUUCUCAACCCAAAGACUUCUGAUCUGCUGAAUUAUUUGUGAUAACUUUAUUGGGACAAGAAAACAACAACAACAAAAGUCAAGAAAAUGGUUUCUGCCGGGAUACAGAUGCUGGGCACAGCCCUGGCGAUCAUAGGCUGGAUUGGGACAAUCGUUGUGUGCGCCAUUCCCAUGUGGAGAGUGACAGCUUUCAUCGGCCAGAACAUUGUGACGGCGCAAACCACCUGGGAGGGCAUCUGGAUGAGCUGCGUGGUGCAGAGCACUGGGCAGAUGCAGUGCAAGGUGUACGACUCCAUGCUGGCGCUCAGUGCUGACCUGCAGGCCGCCCGCGCCCUCACUGUUAUCGCCAUAGUUGUGGGCAUCUUUGGAAUCCUGUUGUCCAUAGCCGGAGGCAAGUGCACCAACUGUGUUGAAGAUGAGGCCACCAAAUCCAAAGUGGGCAUUGCUUCAGGAGUAGUCUUCAUUCUCGCCGGAGUCCUCUGCCUCGUCCCCGUCUGCUGGACAGCCCACAGCAUUAUCCGAGAGUUCUACAACCCCCUGGUGGUGUCUGCACAGAAGAGGGAGAUUGAAAUGGCAUCUCAGGGGCUCCAGAUUAUGGGCAUUAUCUUGGCAUUAGUCGGAUGGCUGGGGGCAAUAAUUGUGUGCGCGUUGCCGAUGUGGAAGGUUACGGCUUUCAUUGGGGCCAACAUCGUAACAUCACAGACCAUCUGGGAGGGCCUGUGGAUGAACUGCGUAGUCCAGAGCACGGGGCAGAUGCAAUGCAAGGUCUACGACUCCCUGCUGGCCCUGCCCCAGGACCUGCAGGCCGCCCGGGCGAUGAUCAUCAUCUCCAUCAUAGUGGGCAUCUUCGGCAUCAUGAUGGGCAUUGCCGGGGGCAAGUGCACCAACUGCAUGGACAACGAGGCAUCCAAAGCCAAGGCCUGCAUAGCUGCGGGUGUUGUCUUCAUCAUCUCUGGGCUCCUCUGCAUGGUCCCUGUCUCUUGGUCAGCCAACACCAUCAUCAGGGACUUCUACAAUCCCCUGCUGACUGAGGCCCAGAGGCGGGAGCUGGGAGCCGCCCUGUACAUCGGGUGGGGGUCUGCCGGGCUGCUGUUAAUGGGGGGAGGCCUGCUUUGCUGGAACUGCCCGCCCAAGGAGAACCGCCCCUACAGAGCGCAAUUUGCUCCAGUGAGAUCAUCAUCCACACCUAUGGACUAUGUUUAAUUUGACAAUACGGAAUAAAUUUUUUCAGACUCCUUUUCCAGGUACCUCGGAGAAAUUCAGGACUUUUAAAUAACAAAUCAAAUUUAAAUUUAAAGUGAAAAAUGCAAAUCUUUCUUAGUGAGACUCAUCAGAACACUGAAAGCAAUUGAGGCCUGUGUAAUGAUAUUCAUAUAUUAUUCUUUAAAUAUAAUUCAUAUUUUUCAAUUACUCACAGUUAGCCAAUACAGGCUUUCUGUUACAUUCUCAAAUGGAUCUAUAACCUUCUGUUUAUUUUCCAUGUGUCAUUUGAAUUUAAACAAUGGGAAAACCUUUUAAUCUGUUGUCAGCGAAUAUUUGUGUAAAAAAAUGGUAUGUAUUAAAAUACUGAAAUGGUAA